Ochotona princeps (American pika) is the source of this 1583-nucleotide messenger RNA. RefSeq names its product chromatin target of PRMT1 (gene CHTOP). The transcript is spliced from 7 exons. Bases 315 to 1148 code for a protein of 277 amino acids. NCBI's taxonomy places the organism in Eukaryota, Metazoa, Chordata, Mammalia, Lagomorpha, Ochotonidae. The record is from RefSeq and is a predicted model, not a curated record.
CGGCGGCCAUUUUGUUUUGGAGAUCUAACAGGAGUUGGCGGCUGCAGCUGUGGAGGCCGCGCCGCAAGGCCGGAAAGGGCAGGCCGGGCGAGAAACCUAGGUCGGCCAACUGGACAGCCAGCCAGCAGCCAGGGACUAGCUCCGCAGUCUGCUGCUUCACGCAUCUGACCCAACCGCCCAGCUAGCGACUCGGAGCCCCUGCGCCGUCCUCCCCCUGAGCCGCGGCCGGUCCCCGGCCCGCCUGCCCAGCAGCCGCGGUGGCAGCCCCGAGAGGAGCCCUGGCGUCCGUUUCCUUCGAUUCUCGGGAUUUGAAGAUGGCUGCACAGUCAGCGCCGAAAGUUGUGCUAAAGAGCACCACCAAGAUGUCUCUUAAUGAGCGCUUUACUAAUAUGCUGAAGAACAAACAGCCGAUGCCAGUGAAUAUUCGGGCUUCGAUGCAGCAACAACAGCAGCUAGCCAGUGCCAGAAACAGAAGACUGGCCCAGCAGAUGGAGAAUAGACCCUCUGUCCAGGCAGCAUUAAAACUUAAGCAGACGGUAUAUGCCAAUCCGGACAGUGGCCGUGGAAGGAUAUGUCCGAGCUGUGGCUGGGCGUCCAGAGGGCGGUGCCAUGCAACUAAGAGCUUAAAGCAGCGCCUGGGUAAGAGUAACAUCCAGGCACGGUUAGGCCGACCCAUAGGGGCCCUGGCCAGGGGAGCAAUCGGAGGACGAGGCCUGCCCAUAAUUCAGAGAGGCUUGCCCAGAGGAGGACUACGUGGGGGACGUGCCACCAGAACCCUUCUUAGGGGCGGGAUGUCGCUCCGAGGUCAAAACCUGCUCCGAGGUGGACGAGCCGUAGCUCCCCGAAUGGGCUUAAGAAGAGGUGGUGUUCGAGGUCGUGGAGGUCCUGGGAGAGGGGGCCUAGGGCGUGGAGCUAUGGGUCGUGGCGGAAUCGGUGGUAGAGGUCGGGGUAUGAUAGGUCGGGGAAGAGGGGGCUUUGGUGGCAGAGGCAGAGGCCGUGGCCGAGGGAGAGGUGCCCUUACUCGCCCUGUGCUGACGAAGGAGCAGCUGGACAACCAACUGGAUGCGUACAUGUCAAAAACUAAAGGACACCUGGAUGCCGAGUUGGAUGCCUACAUGGCGCAGACAGACCCCGAAACCAACGAUUGAAGCCUGCCCACCGACCUUGAGAGACUCUUAAUAAGUCACCACGUUUGUAAAUAAUCUUGAGAUAACAGUUGAAAAGAAACCUGAUUGAUGCUGGAAGGACCUAUCAUCAUAACAGGCUGUGGACUUAGCUGCCACCAGUUGUGCAUUUAGUGUGUUCCUUUUCCUUUUUGAUACUGUGUUGUAUGAAAACCUUUUUCCCUUUGAUUUGGCUGGGCUUUGCCCUCCCUCCCUCCCCCGACUUCUCUUUGAACAUGAAUGUUUUGGCCUUAUGGCUAGGAUACCCUCUUCCUACCUCUGCCUCCCUUCACCUGUUAUGUACUCUGAUUAUCUUCGUUUCUCUGUUCAUCUCUGUUCCCUCACAAAAAAGGUCCUAGAAGAGCCAGUGUUCCUCCCUAAUGCCUAGGUUUCUGAGAUAAAGUUGUUCUACAUCUUUAA